This is a messenger RNA of Postia placenta MAD-698-R-SB12, 1944 nucleotides long. RefSeq lists its product as hypothetical. Gene Ontology annotation, cellular component: mitochondrial outer membrane; mitochondrial outer membrane translocase complex. Gene Ontology annotation, molecular function: protein binding; transmembrane protein transporter activity. Bases 1 to 1944 code for a protein of 647 amino acids. Lineage: Eukaryota; Fungi; Basidiomycota; Agaricomycetes; Polyporales; Adustoporiaceae. The record is from RefSeq and is a predicted model, not a curated record. Gene Ontology annotation, biological process: tRNA import into mitochondrion; protein import into mitochondrial matrix; protein targeting. The transcript has 8 exons.
AUGUCCCCCCGGGCCUCCGCCAUCUUCACCCUCGCCAGCGUUACCAUCAUUGGUGGCUUCGUCGCCUACGCUGUCUACUUCGACUACAAGCGUAGGAACGAUGUCAGUUUCCGCAAGCAGCUCAAAAAGGACAAGAAGCGUGUGAACAAGCAGGCCGCACAGCAGGAGGAGUCGACUGCCAUUCCAUUCACCACAGAAGAGCUCCGCGCGGCGCUGGCGAAGGUCCGCGAUGAGGAACUGCCCGAGACCCCUGAGGCGAAGGAGCAGUACUUCAUGGGCCACGUUGGCAUGGGUGAACAGCUUUGUGCCCAAGGGCCUCUGUUCCAACUCUCUGCUGCCUUGUCAUUUUAUCGCGCACUCCGGGUCUACCCUUCGCCCGUCGAACUCAUCAUGAUUUAUCAGAAAACAGUGCCAGAAAACGUCUUCAAAGUAUGUUUACCGCUAAAGACGCUGGAAACACUUUCUGAUACUGCGACAGAUUCUCAUAGAACUGACCAACUUGGACGUGAGUACCACUUCGUCGUCCACAGGAGAGGAUUCCCACAAGGUCUGGGCCUCCUUCGGAGGCUUCAUCGCAGGAGUGGGACAGGCUCACCGAUCCUGGAAGUCAAUCUGCGACUAUGUAAAACGAGAUAUCUCCCGCUGUGCGGGGAUUGUAGUUCCUAUCCCAAACACCCUAUCAUCCUUGCCUACCCUCUGCCAUACUUUUGGGUUGGAAUUUGUCCUGUAUCAGGAUACUAUGAUGUUUUCCCUCGCAAAAGCAUGAAUGUCUCGGUGCAACCUGCACCUGGAGAUGCCACAAAACUGCGUAAGGUUGUAGUCGCAGAAAGAGACUUCUCUGAAGGCGAAGUCAUCUACAAGGAACUCCCCCUUGUCGCGGCUCUCGAUGCCGACUUGGAAGGCAAGGGCACUCACUGCUCACAGUGCCUGCGCCAGAUUGAGGGCGACAAUGCCGUCCGCCCCGAGUCCGAUCGCUUAAACUCUGUCUACUGCUCUCCCGAAUGCCAGACCAAGGCCAAGGUCCAGUGGCAGAACCUGCUCUUCGGCCUCGAUUCUGUUCUCCCGGAGGACCUCGACAACGGCAUGUCUCGGCUCACGCGGCAACAGCGCGACGAGGCUCAAACCAAGUUCACCGCGUGGCUCAAGGAGCAAGACAAGUCCUUGCCGCUGCUCACCGCGCGCUUCGUCGCGCGGCAGGUCGCGCUCGAGACGGCGAAGGUCCUCCCACACCAGAGCGGCGCGCUCGCGGACGAGCUCGCGGAGGCGACGAUCGCGGGCGACGAGUACAGCUUGUACGACCACAUGGAGCGCCUCCGGUUCGUGGACGGGAACGUGUCAGAGGAGGAGACGAAAAUGCUGUGCGACGUGCUCGGCGCUGCGCUGCCCGGGCUCGACAAGUCGCUCACGGAUGAGCGCCAUGCGACGUACAAUGGAAAGCUGGCGUACAACGCGAUUGGCGUGGUUCUCGGUGAGGGCAGGGACGACAGGCCUACUGCAGACCGCCCAGAAGACGAGACGAGGACGAGGACGCCGCACGGCACCUCGCGCCAGGUCGGAAGCGGCUACUAUCCGGUGUCGUCAUACAUUGUGCACUCCUGCGCUCCUUCUGCUCGGCCCUCGUUCAGCGCAGGCAACUUCGAACUCUCCCUCAUUGCCGCUCAGCCGCUCAAGAAAGGCGACGAAAUCACUAUUGCAUGGGUAGACGCAUCUCAGCACGCUGACGAGACCGCCGAGGGGGCACGCCGGCGGCGGCGGAUUGAGCUCGCCCGCGGCUGGCGAUUCAAGUGCGAGUGCUCAAGGUGUCUCGAGGAGGCCACAGACGGCAACGAGAGCGAUAUGGGCAUCGAGAAGGAUGAGUCGAGGGUCGAGGACGUCGUGCACCGCGUUGAGACGGGCACUAGCGGCGAGGCGUACCUCAGAUCUGCCCCUACUAAUGUGGACUAA